CUGUAAGAACUCGCCUUUAACACAAAUAACUACCGUGCUUGAGCUGCAUGAUUGUGCAUUUUCACCUUCAAAUAAAAGAAGACCAUCUCGUGCUUGAGACAGAAAACGAAUCCUGAACGCUACAUCCAAAACAUGGCGAUCGAAAGCCUGCUACCGGCCAACUUUGGCUAUGCAAUUUUUACGUAUUUGUAUAGUUUUGUCAUGUUGUCUUAUCUCGGGUUACAAGUUGGUGGUGCACGAAAGAAGUAUGGAGUUAAGUAUCCCACCAUGUACAGUGAUAAGGAGCAAGUGUUCAACUGCAUUCAGAGAGCUCAUCAGAACACACUGGAAGUGUAUCCACAGUGGCUGGUGUUCCAGACUAUUGCUGCAUUAGAGUAUCCUAUCGCUGCCUCUGUGUUAGGAGUUAUCUGGGUUACUAGCAGGUUCUCUUAUGCCUGGGGUUACUACAGUGGCGAUCCUGCUAAAAGGAUGCGUGGUGCGUACGGAUACAUCGGGCUGUUUGGAGUCAUUCUGCUUUCCAUCUCUGUUGCUCUUAAACUGCUUGGAAUGCUUUAAGGAAAACACCACUCAGAAAAUAUCACAUAAGAACAAAACGUGGUUUCACAUAAUGUAGUCUUCAGCAGUUAUUUUUCACUUUAAAAAAAAAAUGUAAAUGACAUUGCUCCAUUCUAUUGCUUAUAAUCAAUAUAUAUAUAAUAAACUUUUUAGGCUUUCACACAUGUUCUUUACACCACUUUCUUUACAUUUCAGUUAGGGUGACCAGAUAAUCAUUGCAUGGUAGUUUUUAUGUUCUUAUGAUUUUGAAUUGAGUUCAGCUUGUGUUAUUUCUGUUUGUGGACCACCUUCUGUACAAGGCUUAUCAGGUGCAAAAUAGUGAUGUGGGCAACAUAUCAGAUAUUGUGCUGAUUUUAUUAGGAUGUAACCCUAUCAUUAAAUUCAGACAAUUGAAAAAUAAAAUGUUUGUAAGAUUUAAAAAA
Molecule: messenger RNA, 977 nt
Organism: Carassius auratus (goldfish)
Lineage: Eukaryota; Metazoa; Chordata; Actinopteri; Cypriniformes; Cyprinidae
Product: microsomal glutathione S-transferase 3-like
Exons: 4
Coding region: 133-555 (140 amino acids)
Cellular component (GO): membrane; nuclear envelope; endoplasmic reticulum
Molecular function (GO): glutathione transferase activity; glutathione peroxidase activity
Source: RefSeq, a predicted model, not a curated record